AUGGGUCGUCGAUAUCUGGGAGGCAGUGGAGAUACUCUCACCGUUUGGAUCUCAAUUGCUGCAAGCACAGUCCUCAUCUUCUACGGCUACGAUCAAGGCGUCUUCGGCAAUGUCAUCAUAUCCGAGAAUUUCCUCGAAACCUUUGGACACCCUUCGGCAGAUACUCAAGCUACAAUGACCAGUAUCUAUAAUAUCGGGUGUUUCGUCGGAGCCAUGUCCACCAUCUUCACCGGAGACUGGUUGGGUCGACCAAAACAGAUUCUGGUGGGGAGUACGGUGAUUGCUGUGGGAGCUGUGAUUCAGACUGCGAGUUAUGGUGUGCCUCAGAUGAUGGUAGGGAGAGUUGUGGCGGGCUUGGGAACGGGGAUGAAUACUGCUACGGCUGGCGUUUGGCAAUCGGAGACUAGUAAGAUGAGGUCGAGGGGCAAGCUGGUAAUCAUCCAAAUGGCCAACUGCAUUACUGGCUUCAGCAUCUCGAACUGGUUGACACUGGGCUUCUCCUUCGCUCCACGAGACGUGGCGUGGAGGUUUCCUCUCGCAUUCCAAAUCUUCUUCACGCUCUGUAUCUGGGCCAUGUGUCCAUUCCUGCCAGACAGUCCGAGACUGCUGAUCCGCAAGGGUCAGUACGAGGAAGCCAAAGAAGUUCUUGCGGCUUUGCAAGGCCAUGGAGCUACGCCAGAGAGCCCAGAUGUGCGAGCGCAAUUCGAUGUGAUCAAGGAUAUUCUGGACCGCGAGCAAAUGCAGUCGUACACCUGGUGGCAGCUUGUGAGUGGUCGUGGACCGGCUGGAGUGCUGAGGAGAAUGAUUCUCGGGGCUUGGAUGCAGGCUAUGAACCAGAUUUCUGGAAUCAACGUGACGAGCUACUACAUGAGCUACAUUUUCAUCAACGCUCUGGGUAUCUCUGAGCUUCUGGCGAGAAUUUUGGCAGCUUGCGGCUCAGUCGAUUACCUGAUCUUUGCUUGUCUUGCAUACUUCGUCAUCGAGCGAUACGGUCGGCGCAAAGUGAUGAUGUGCAGUGCUUUGGCGUGCUCGAUCUGCUGGAUUGUCAUUGCGAUUGCUACAGGCUUGACUGAGAAGGGCGGAGACAGCUAUGUCUUGGGCUCAGUGGCAGUAGCGUUCUUCUUCGUCUUCUUUGCGUCGUUCGGUAUGGGAGUACUAGGCGUGCCCUGGCUAUAUCCAACAGAGAUCAAUGCCCUCGAGAUGCGAACGAAAGGCGCAAGUCUCGCGAUGGCCACGAACUGGAUAUGCAACUACGCCGUUGUCCAAGCCACGCUUCCUGGGAUAGCGAAUCUUGGCUACAAAUUCUGGAUAGUUUGGGCAGUAAUUUGCUUCGCUUUCAUCCCCAUCACGUACCUGUUCUAUCCAGAGACCGCCAAUAGGACGCUAGAAGACAUUGAUCGUUUCUUCGAGACCAAGCCUGGCAUUAUUGUCUGUAAUAACACCCUCGCGACUCAACUGGCCAGGCCGCAAGUAUACAUAGAGCAGGAUGACCGCAUUGCACAGGCUGCUGAGACUGUUGAUUGGCACCGUACAGAAGAAAAGGCGGAAGGCAAUGUGGUCAUCGAGCGCCUGGAUUGA
Pseudocercospora fijiensis CIRAD86 is the source of this 1578-nucleotide messenger RNA. RefSeq lists its product as uncharacterized. Gene Ontology annotation, cellular component: membrane. The record is from RefSeq and is a predicted model, not a curated record. Lineage: Eukaryota; Fungi; Ascomycota; Dothideomycetes; Mycosphaerellales; Mycosphaerellaceae. Gene Ontology annotation, molecular function: carbohydrate:proton symporter activity. The transcript is spliced from 8 exons. Gene Ontology annotation, biological process: transmembrane transport; carbohydrate transport. The coding region runs from base 1 to 1578 and encodes 525 amino acids.